Molecule: messenger RNA, 3754 nt
Organism: Portunus trituberculatus (swimming crab)
Lineage: Eukaryota; Metazoa; Arthropoda; Malacostraca; Decapoda; Portunidae
Product: zinc finger protein 525-like
Exons: 3
Coding region: 2166-3242 (358 amino acids)
Source: RefSeq, a predicted model, not a curated record
GAGGAGAAAGAGUAACAGUAAUAGCUUAUUAGAGGUGAAGGUGGCUGGGAAAGAGGAAGAGGAGGAGUAUGGAGUAUGGAUCGAGGUUCCUUCCCAUCUCUGCCUUGAACCUAAAUGUUUCAGAGUCCAACCCGAUAUUUGUGGUUCUUUCCUGGCUACUGGCUACUGAGCCUUGGGAUUUUGCAAGUUUGAAUAAUUAUAUGUGCAGUCUUAACAUCCACAUCGUGACAUUAUUCUCUCUUACUUUUACAGACUUGAACAAACAGCACACCAUUAUUUCAUCCUUUAAUCUUUAUUUGUGCUCAGCGUGACGGUCUGUAUAGCGGUAAAUAACAGAGAAAAGCAUGAAAGAUGUGGCCAAAUGAAAGUUUGUGCGAGUGUGCCCUUCCGCUUUCCUUUGAGUGUGUGUUGUGUGGGUGGAAGAGAAGCGAGCGUGUGUGUUUGGCCGCCACUCACCCGCCUACUCUGUACUGUCUCGCCGCCAACUUAGGCCUACACAACACCACCGCCGCCCCGCCGCCCACCCACCACUCCAGCCACCUCCCCCCAGGCUCCCUGCAGGACAGGCCAUGGCACCACCAUGAGUGCCCCACAGCAGCAGCAGCAGCAACAACAGUCUGCCUCAGGCAGGAGUCACCUGGAGGCAGGCAGUGUCGGCCACAGAGGAAAGGCGAGGCUUAAGUGUCAGCAGUGUGAUAAAACUUUUAGCGAUAGAAGUGGGCUGAGGUACCACAGCCUGACACACAGCGGUGUUAAGAAACAUGAGUGUCUGGAGUGUGGCAAGAAAUUUACUGCAAAGUCUCAUCUCAACGCACACAGCCUGACACACAGCACCCACAGCGGUGUUAAGAAUCAUGAGUGUCAGGAAUGUGGCAAGAAAUUUAAAACUAAGGCUCAUCUCAGCACACACAGCCUGACACACAGUGAUGUGAAAAAUUAUGAGUGUCUGGAAUGUGGCAAGAAAUUUACCACUAAGUUAUAUGUCACCAGACAUGGCCUGACACACAGCAAUGUUAAGAAUUAUGUGUGUGAGGAGUGUGGCAAGAAAUUUAAAACUAAAGGUGAACUCACCAGACACAGCCUGACACACAGCAGCAUCAGGAAUCAUGAGUGUGAGGAGUGUGGCAAGAAAUUCUUAAGCAUUGGUGCUCUAAAUGGCCAUGCCUUCAGACACACUGGCUUGAGGAAGUUCAGGUGUGAUGUUUGUGGCAAGUGUUUCAAGACAAAGAGUGACAUUGCCCAGCACAUGAGGGUCCACUUCUGAGGACAUCACUCAUGCAUGUUCAGAGUCUCUGUCCAUAUCCUCCACCACCAGGAAGAGGAGGGGACCCAGUACCCAACCUCACUAUGCACUACCUAUGCUGCCACCGCUGCUGCUGCUGCACUCCAGCAGGCUGCCAUGGAUGGUGACUCUUUGUGACCUGUGAGAGAGGAAGCUGGGAUGCCUUUGUCCUGGAUCUUGGUGUGUCCCCACAGUGGUUCACUUGUGCACCAGAAUGCCACGUGCCACUCUCCCGCCACCUCUGCUGGAGUCAGGACAGGCCACGUGGACCUUGUUGCUGUGUCCCGCAUCUUGCACACUGCUGUCACACUGGCUCACUAGUGCCACACUUGUCACUGGCUUGGAAUCCAUGUUGGCCCUCAUGUACAGCUUAGCUCUCUUCAGACUACCUCACCAUCUUACCAUUUUUAUCCUCAUGGCUGUCACCGCCAUGCCUUUCUACUUCCCGGCCACACCUGAGCUACCCCUUGCUGGGUGUAAUGGUGCCCCACUGGAGGGCUGGAGGGACAGCCCGUCAUUCAGGGACUUGCUCCGUGGCAGUCUUAGAGGCUCAGCCAGCUGGUGUGUACAGUUUUGUAGUCACUGUGCAUGGGAGCUGUCCAGUCUGUCCUGCUGCUGCACAGUCUGCAGCUGUUUUGUUGAUGGCCAAGAUGACAUCACCAGGGUGGGAAGGGGGGAGAGGAUACACCUUGUAAGGAACCUCCAUCCCUAGUGUGCCUGCUUGCCUGCCUGCCUAGUGUCACAACACUCAACACUUACACAUCACCAGUGAGUGAACACUGGCCAACAGGGUUGCCAUCUGUGCAGUGCUUGGGUGUGCUUCUUUAAUGUCACACAAUACAUCAGUGUGUGCAGCAAAUGAUACAGCAGUGAUACACACACCAUGUCAGGCCAGGCCAGAGUCCAGCAGGCCACUAACCCGCCUGCCACCAACCUUGCCAGCCCGUUCCGUGAGGCUCCCUGGGCUGUAGGAUGGUCCAUGUUAUGUCCAUGGCUAGGCAUCACCAUGAGUGCUCUGCAGCAGCAGCAGCAAGAGCAGGAGCAGCAGCAGCAGCAGCAACAGCAGCAGCAGCAGCAGCAGCAGAAGCUGUUGCAGCUGCAGCAGCAGCAGCAGCAGCUGCAGCAGGAGCUGCAGCAGCAGCUGGAGCAGCAGCUGCAGCAGCUGCAUCAGCAGCAGCAGCAGCAGCAGCAGCAGCAGCAGCAGCAGCAGCAGCAGCAGCAGGAGCAGCAGCAGCAGUCUGCCUCAGGUGGGAGUCACCAUGAGGCAGGCAGCUCUGGCCACAGAGGAGAGGCCAGGUUUGAGUGUCAGCUGUGUGGUAAAAUGUAUAAAGACAGAAGUGGGCUGAGGUACCACAGCCUGACACACAGUGGUGUUAAGGACCAUGAGUGUCAGCAGUGUGGCAAGAAAUUUACCACAAAGUCUACUCUCACCGCACACAGCUUGAUACACAGCGGUGUUAGAAAUCAUGAGUGUUUGGAGUGUGGCGAAAAAUUUACCAAAAAGUCUGGUCUCACCAGACACAGCCUGUCACACAGUGGUGUUAAGAAUCAUGAGUGUCUUUGGUGUGGCAAGAAAUUUAGUACAAAGUCUCUUCUCACCACACACAGCCUGAUACACAGCGGUGUUAAGAAUCAUGAGUGUCUGGAGUGUGGCAGGAAAUUUGCCAAAAAGUAUGAACUCACCACACACAUGCUGAGACACAGCGGUAUUAAGAAUUAUGAGUGUGAGGAGUGUGGCAAGAAAUUUACCACAAAGUAUGAACUCACCAAACACAGCCUGACACACAGUGGUGUCAUGAACCACAAAUGUGAAGAGUGUGGCAAAGGAUUCCCUACCAUUGGUGCUCUCAACAGCCACGCCUUCAGACACACUGGCUUGAGGGAGUUCAAGUGUGAUGUUUGUGGCAAGUGUUUCAAGACAAAGAGUGACAUUGCCAAGCACAUGAGGGUCCACUUUUGAGGUGGUGAUGGUGGUGGUGGUGGUUGAAUAAAUGUGUAUAGUCCAGUAUUGUGAACCUUACUGUAUGAUUACUGUAUCUUGAGUGUGUGUGUGGAUGCAGCAAGAUGUGGUGUGUGUGUGUGUGUGUGUUGCAACAAGUGUGGUGUGUCAUCGUGUGUUUAGUUAAGGCUACCACUUGAGGAAGCUGGUGUGGUGUGGUGUGGCCAAGAGGCAAACAGUGACCAGCCAUCACCGGUGUAUGGCCAUCACAAGCCUGCCUCACUGUCCCUUCAAAGACCUCUACCCAGCCACUCGAUACCAGCCCACCCCUCGCUCACCACCACUGUUUUUCCAAGGCCACAGAGAUGACUAGUGGGGCUUUCAAGAGUGUUCCUUAAGUUAUUGAUAAGGUAUAAGUCCUGUUAAUCUGUCACUAGUGUUGGAAAACCUUCCUUGAAAACAUGUGCCACUGUCCUUACCAGUGAUCCACAAACGCUGGAAAUAAGUCAAAUAAAUGCUGAAGAUUGAAAGCA